UCAUUUACCAGGCACUUAUGGGCGGCCGACCGGGGUGAGAAGUGCGGGGGCAAGUGCAUGAUGGGAGGAUCCGGUGAAGCUGCAGUUAACUUGGCGCGGCGGCGCCUGUCUCUCUAAAGUGCUAGGGAAGAGGAGAUUACAUGAGCUCUGCUACACCCUGCGCCGUUACUGGCGUGGGUGUCGUAAGAUUCAUCAGCUUGCGACAUUCCCACCGGCUCAUCCGAGCUUCAGUCCACUAGUACGACUCCCUCCUCCAGCAGGGGGGUCGUGUCUCGCCUCCCGGGACAAGCACCAUGGUGCUGGUGGCGGCGCUCCUGCUGGUGCUGGCCCUGGCUGCUGGUGGUGGGUCAGGAAGGAAGAGCCUGAAGAUCGAGGACAUGCUGCCUGCGGGCUACGACAAGAUGACGCCUCCCAAGAGGGACGAGCAGCCCACUAUCGUCUAUUUCCACCUCACCAUCAUGAGCAUCGACUCCAUCAAGGAGAGCUCUGUGGACUACAGCAGGGACAUGCAGGUCUACGCCGAGAACACCGUCUCCAACAUCAACCUGCCUGACAGUCAGUCCACUGGGACCUUCGCUGCCGACGUAUUCUUCGCUCAGUCGUGGAGGGACCACCGCCUCGUGCUGCCCACCAACAUGACUUCAGACUACAGGCUGCUGGACCUGGACUGGCUGGGGCAUCUAUGGCGGCCAGACGGCUUCUUCAAGAAUGCUAAAGAGGUGAAUUUCCAGACGAUGACGGUGCCCAACCACUACGUGUGGCUCUAUCAGGACUUGACGCUCCUCUACAUGGUCAAAUUAACCUUGACGCUCACAUGCGCCAUGAACUUUGCACUCUACCCUCACGACACCCAGGAGUGCAAGCUGCAGAUAGAGAGCCUCUCCCACACCACCCAUGACCUGGUCUUCGCCUGGGACGCCGGUGUCCCUCUGGUGGUCAACCACGACAUUGAACUCCCACAGCAGAUGAUUGUUAGCAACGUCACAGCUGACUGUACUCAGGUCUACUCUACAGGUAACUUCACGUGUCUGGAGGUGAUCUUCAGGCUCAAGCGUCACCUGGGUCACUACCUCUUCCACACCUACAUCCCCACCUGCCUCAUUGUCAUCAUGUCGUGGGUGUCAUUUUGGAUCCGGCCCGACAUCGCGCCGGCUCGGGUGACUCUUGGAGUGACGUCGCUCUUGACUCUCUCCACGCAGCACGCCAAGAGCCAGGACGCGCUGCCUCCCGUCUCCUACAUCAAAGCCAUCGACAUCUUCAUGUCUGCAUGUACUCUGUUCGUGUUCAUGGUGCUCAUGGAGUAUGCCGUCAUCUGUGUCAUCAUGGGGGACGAGCCUACGCAGCCUCCCAACCCCAAGAAGCGGCCUUUCUUCACAAAUAUUAAAAUGUCCUUCACUAACAUCAAGGGCAGUGGUAGCUUCUCGGCAGGCAAUCCAAGCCGGGCUUCCCACACCCCGGCCACCACCUACUGGCUUCCAGCCUCCCACCCCAAGCACCGUCAAGCUCAGGCUAUUUUGGUAGACAGAAGAUCCCGUUACAUCUUUCCAAUAUCAUUUACUGUCCUCAACAUUAUCUACUGGAUUGCUUUCUGGAAAUAUUUGUAAAAAUUAUUUUUUGGCCGCUUUGUUUUAAAAUGUAUUUCUGUUGGUUGAAAAUGGUCUAUAAUUGUUAUAUAAUUUAAACGUGCAAAUGUUAUAUAUAUAAUAGGUACAACAUUUUAUAUAUAUACAUUAUAUACAGUAUAUAAUAUACAUAAUACAAUAUACAUUAUAUAUUAUAUAAAUAUACAUACAUACACACAAUGGUAGGCUUAUAUCAAGGUUAUCUGAUCUACAUAAAAGUUGGUCAAUGACUAAUACUGGAAUUUUAUUCUCAAAGCUCCUCUCAAAAUUUAUAUAGUAUUUUGAGAGUGGCAAUGAAAAACUUGACCGGGUAUCAAUUAAAACAUUUAUUUUGUGGGAAUAUUUUAUUAUAGAUACAAGUUUAAAUAAAAUAUCAAUAAUGAAAACAAUACUGAAACAAUAGUACUGUAUAAUGAAGACAAGACAGGCAAUGAAGUUUUUAAACUAAUGUAUUUAGCCCAGGUAGAUAUAUUAACAACACACAAAACCUUUAAACCUCACAACUCCCUUAUAAAAUAUAUUUAUAUAAUCUAACUCUUAAAAAUAUUUGUUUCCAAAAUACAAUGAAAUGCACUAUAAAAUUCAUUACCAGAUUAAUAUAUACCAGAAAGCACUGUGAAUUUGUAAUAUUUCAAGAAAUUAUUCAUCUACAUUUGGAAAAUAUAAUUAUAUAUAUAUUUCAUGCAUUAUGUACAUGUCACAAAAUAUUUAUUAUUUCGAGAACUGUGAAGAGUACAUUUCAGCACUAUGUUCUUUAAAUUACCACCUUUCAUUCAAAAGAUUUCUAGCACUUUCUAUAUACUGUAUACUGUUCGAUGAUUUGACUUCUGUUUUAUAAACAAAAAAAUACUAAAAUUCCACAAUCUCAUUUCAGACUUUUUUGCCCAAGUCGUGUACUCAUUGAGCACAGAUGAUGUACCUCAACUCAUGUCACAAACAACAUGUUAAAAAAUUUUUUUUUGUGCUGUGGCCUUGAAUAAUGCAGUGCUUCGUCUUUUGAGUAUGUCAUGUGGCUUCUGAAGAUAUAUAUGUGCCCUCAGGUUAUGAGACCUGAAUAUAUCUUAUGAGGCCUUUGUCUCAGGUCAUUUGUCUUAUUAAUAUGUCAAAUGUUUCAGAUCUUAUGGACUCAAUGUCUUUCAAGUGCUACAACAUAACAAAUAUCUUCAUUUUCUAGUCAGUGGUAUGUGUAUGUACUACACUUGAUAUGCUACAAGUCAUUAUUAAUACAAGAUUUGCAUAGAAAAAAAAGAGUUGCAACAUUUCCAAGUAUUAAGGGACACAAAACUAAAGGGAUGAGGAUGCUCACUUGCAAUGUUUCAUCAAUAUAAUAAUAACAAGCAGUAAUAGUUUGCAGAACUUCUUAGGAUAAUCUUAAAUUAUAUAUCAAUGACAUAGUUAAAACUUUAUUAAACAAAUAUAUGCUGAAUAAUUUGCAACAUGAGAGAGAUUGUAAAAAGAGAGUUGAAUUACUAAUGUACCAUACACUGUACAGUGGAAACAGUCAAAACAAAAUGAAACUAAGCAGGAGAUGGAUGAGCUUAAAGGAUUCUGCCUGGGUGUAUGAUGGGUUGCAACAAAAAUAACACACAGUGUUCACCGAAUCCUGAAAGCAAAACUAAAAAUAUCAACUAUAUAAUUUUAUUUUAAAUACAGUAUUUACUUUCUCCCUAGGGAUUUUGGUAUCAUAUACACUAAUAAAAGCACAAUAACUGUGGCCAAAAUACAGAUUGAUUAGACACCAGGGACAAGGUCUGAAAGAAUACAGUAGUUUCUUUUGAGCGAGUUUAUUCAUAUCAAAGAUGCCAACGAGGCUUGGUAUACAGCCUAAAUAUUUAAGGUGACACAUUUACAGCAUGUGAAAACAAUACUGUAUUGGUUAUUGUAGCCAAAUGCGAACAGCUUUGAUGAAAAUUUAUGAAGAAUAGAGUGAAGGCAUCCAAAAUUCUGAAGCACAUUUCCAGUAAUUUCUUAAUUACAAGAAAGAUUUUUGAGUUUAAAUUAGAACUAAAACCAUACGAAAAGCUAUAAGUGUCCACUUGGAGAUGAAGAGUAAUUGAAAAGUUUUUAUUCAAAAUCUUGUACAGCAUAGCAAUUACUAAACUUCUUAAAAAUACUAUCAUAAAAAUCAUGAAAUCAAUAUUUUCCUGCUUUAUAGUGGCUAUGAAAACAAAAAUGUUCAAGCAGUGAAAUUUGGAUGAUGAUGAUUUGUGAAAUUUCUUGAGAAUAUGUACAUAUUUUUAUUUAUUAUGAACAUAUGAAAGGUAUAAUGAGAGUAAAGACAACAGAUUCAUGUAGUUCUGUGGAAACACUGCAAGAGUAAAGUAAUCAGUGUAACCUGUCUUCAACUUCCUCUAUGCUACAACUUUAAUACACUUGAUACACAAAAUUAUCAAGUGCACAAGAGUGAGUGGAACUUACAAAAGGUAACUUUAUUUAAAAGUGAUACUAAGCUGUCAAAUGCUAUUCAGUUUUCGUGGGUAAGAAUGAGAUUCGUCAAAAUGUUCACAAGAGCAGCCAAAGUUGUGUCAAGAAUAUGUGCAGUGGGGUGGCAUAUACAAAUCCUACUGGGCAUCAAAAGAUUUGCAGAAAUUCUACAAAAUUA
Molecule: messenger RNA, 4224 nt
Organism: Procambarus clarkii (red swamp crayfish)
Lineage: Eukaryota; Metazoa; Arthropoda; Malacostraca; Decapoda; Cambaridae
Source: RefSeq, a predicted model, not a curated record